AUGGAUAACGAAACAAUAUGUUCUCAUUGGCCCCUAAGCCUUGUCGCAACCAUAAUUCAAGAUCCAGACGGUGUCUGGAACCCCAACAUAAUACCACCUCCUGCGGUACACCAACACCACGCAGAGGAUCCGACAGAUAGCAAUUAUACAUCGACACUAGAAAAUAUCUCAAAACGUACACAACCACCACUUCAUCAUUUCAUUACAUUCAUUCCCUCCAUACAUUCGACGUCAUACACCUCUACCCUAUGGAAACACUGGCUCACUGUCGCACUAGCUAUCACAUGGCUUCAAUCAACUCACCCUCUUCAAACCUCGAACACCCACCUUAACUGCAUCACAGGGGAAGUUUGCGAAAAUGACCACUGCAUAGAAAUCAACGACUCAGAUCAAAUUCUAAAUGUUUACUUCCCACAUCACUUUACACGCUACUCCGUUCUGCGAGCAAACACAGUGCAACUUCUUUCGCAAAUGGUCUCGAAUCCCGAAUGCUGGCCACGAAUCGCUAUUGCUGUUACAGCUAUUUUGCUCUACAUCUCUGCCAUCACGGCCUACAUUUGUUUAGAGUCAUACACAAAUUUUUCCGCAUCUUCGCCAGCAUCCGCAGACCCGCUACAUCCUGUUCACUCAUCUCCAUUCUCCGAUGGCCACAGAGAACAUGACGCACGCCCGACAGUUAACAAUAAAUGGACUACAAAAACAAUCAUACGACUGAUCGUUAUCUUUACAUGCCUUAUUAUACCGGCACAUGGCUGUCAACAAACGGUACUUCUACCAACCCCGGCAUCACAAUGCGAUCCCUCGAAUAACAAUUGCCAUAACCAAACAACAGUCAUCAUUCCUCUAAACCAAAUGCAACCUGAUGUUUGCUUGCAACUCAAACACGGCAAUAAACAAAUCCACUUCAUGCGCAUUUCCAUGGACAAACUAAUUCUGAGAUGCCGCGAAGAAACUUCAUACUUAACACGCAAUACACUUACAAACGUUCAAUACAAGAAGCGCUGCCCCCACAUGGGCACCUGCUCUGUUUCAACACCCUUGUCGAUGGACUUGCAGAGGCAAACAACUUCACAGGAAUCACAUAUUGUUCCGAAUCCUGUGGAGGCUUAA
This is a messenger RNA of Cooperia oncophora, 1110 nucleotides long. The record is from the annotation of a GenBank genome assembly. Lineage: Eukaryota; Metazoa; Nematoda; Chromadorea; Rhabditida; Trichostrongylidae.